Messenger RNA from Toxotes jaculatrix (banded archerfish), 9376 nucleotides. RefSeq names its product VPS37D subunit of ESCRT-I (gene vps37d). The record is from RefSeq and is a predicted model, not a curated record. Gene Ontology annotation, cellular component: ESCRT I complex. The transcript has 4 exons. NCBI's taxonomy places the organism in Eukaryota, Metazoa, Chordata, Actinopteri, Toxotidae. The coding region runs from base 65 to 976 and encodes 303 amino acids. Gene Ontology annotation, biological process: protein targeting to vacuole; protein targeting to membrane; ubiquitin-dependent protein catabolic process via the multivesicular body sorting pathway.
AUGUAACCGCUGUGCGGACUUCACGUCUCCAAACCGUCUUCAGCCGCAAUUUGAAGGAUCAAAAAUGUCCAGCUCGAAGGAGUCCAGCACUUGUCCCGACGGCUACAGGGCUCUGAGCACCAGUGAGCUGAGGGAGCUUUUACAGGACGACGACAAAAUGGACCAGAUCAUUCGCCUCAAUGAGACGUUUCAGGAGCUUCAAGUGGAGAGGGAGACGCUACUGGCCUCGAACCGGAGCUUGGCCGAGGAGAGCCUCGCCCGACGACCCUGCCUUAAUAACGGCAAACUCCAACUGGCGGAGAAAUACCGGCAACUGUCCAACCUGGCAACCACAUCCUGUGAAAAACAGAGUCAGCUUGAGGCUCAUGUCCAGAAGCACGGCCUGCAGAUGAUGCAGAACCUCCUGCAGGAAGAGGUGGCGCGUGCCGAGGAGCAUUCAGAGGAGCUGCUGGAGAAGUUCAUGGAGGGGAACGUAAGCCUGGAUGAGUUCUUGGACUCCUUCCAAAGCUCCAGGAAGACGUAUCAUGUCCGCCGGGCGCAAGCAGAGAAGAUGCAGGAGAUCGCUGCCAAGCGGCAGCCGGGCAAAACCAAGAGAGCGGAGGAGAGUAAAGUCCCGGAGGUGAAGAAGGACUCGGAGCUGCCUCAGGAGCCUCAGCGGCCCAACGGCUUCGUAGCCCAAGGACCUUUGAGAGUGUUCCAGGUACGCUACGGCCUCACGCCGGCCAUCCUCGUCCCUCAUUACCCCGUUUCUCCUCCUGCCUCCGCCCCAAGCCAUCAAAGUAGUACUCCCCCGCCAGAGCCCCAGCUGGGACAGACCCACAUCCUCAGCCCCAGCGCCCCUCUUUCAGGACACGGCCAGCCGGUCGGCCUCAGAGUCAUUGGACAGCUAUCGGGGGGAUGGCCAGCUAAUGGGCGGCCGGUGAGAGUGCAGCAGCUUUACAGGCCGAACCCUCAACCCGAGCCGCCGUACCGAUAAGCUGGAGGAGGGUGGGGGUGUGAGAAGGAGGAGGAUGAAGAAAAGCCGGUUUUAGAGGUCUUCCAAGACAUGGAACCAAACAGUGGCUGUCAAUCAUGUAAGCAAAGACUGAUCCAGAGGCAGGCAGCGCUGCAGACGUCCGUUUCUGUUCUCCAUCCAUGACGCACAAAUUUAACCAUCAGAGGAAAACGAGCAGAGCAGAGGUAGACGACAGAGACAGGGAGGUCAGGGGAUGGGUUUCGAUAGCCGGUUCCAUUCUGGAUGCAUUGAAAUACUCGCAUCCCUGAAGCUCCGACGCAAACGGGUCUCACAUCAAACCUUUUAUCUCGCGUUGAUCUUUUUCAUUAAAGAACAAUGGAAAAUGUAUAGAGAGAAGGAAGUUUGAGACCACAAAUCAGCUUAUCAUUUAUUAAACAUCAUCGUAAUUUUAAAAAAUUAAUUCACAAAGAGACACCACAUUUUGCAAUUAAAAUUUUAUUUAGCCAGUUUAGGUCAGACUUUAGUCUAAGAAAAAAGAUAAUAAUCACAAGCCGUUCACAGCUUCUUUUUUUAAAAUCAGAUUUGUCUGUAGGCGUCAGCUUCAGUAUUUGGAGUGGUGAAGUGAUUUAACAUCUUUGAGUUGUAGUUAUUUUAUUCUUUACUCACGAGAUGAGAUUCGAUAAGAGAUUCAGAAGGAUUCAGGCUGUGGAUUUGAAUUCAGUAAAGUGCUAUCGAGCCCCAUCCCUAGAGACGACAUGAGUGUUUUCAUUGUUAUUUUUAAUUAUAUUUUUUUUAUACUUCACACUGAGGGUCUUAAUCGCAUCAACACAAAAAAAAGAGAGAGAAAAAAAGGAAAGGAUCUCAUUGUUCGUUCAUACAGCCGAGGACAGCGAGAGGCUUUGUGAGAUGCCAGGAGUCAUCAGGAUGAAUGAUGACAUGAAUAAAGUGGCGUUUGAUAUAAACUCUCGCUGUUUUCCAUCCGUCAGAUAAAGCACAGACAUUCAAACUUGGAGCCAUUCCCAAGGUGAUGAAUCCUGAUAUGAGAUCAUCGCAGAGCAAAGUUUAAACAAAGACGCACUGUGGAGCAGAGCAGGUGGUAUUUAUUAAUAAUUCCCGGACUAUAACCUGUCAAUAGCAUUUGCAGCGUCAUGUGUGUUAGCAUCACAGACGAUUAGCCCAAAGCCUUCUGCCUUCCUGUGCGAUUUCACGAACAGUGUUGCAGCUCGCACACCAGUGAGCAAUUUUAUUUAUUCAUGUAAAUCCUAUUUUAAAUGGCUGACUUCAAAGCUUCUUGUUUACCGUGCUAAAUGAAGAGCGCCUUCUCCUUUCAAGGCAGCCAGUGUUUUUUAUUUCUCCCCCAAACUGAGAUGACAGAGUGAGGGGAAUUUAAUCUCUAUGAGAAUGCCAACGCUCUGCAAGCCCACAGUCGAAUAUGAGGAGGUUCUUCUCAUUUCGCCCUCCUUUUUCCUCAUUAUCCAUCCUUCAGCAUUUAAAGGGAAAAGCUUUGGAUUGUAGUUCUAAUAGUUCUGCUCUUGAACAUACAUUUUUCUCAUUAAUAACUCAUAUAAGUGCAUGCUUACUACAGCUUGACAAAGUACAUGAAAAUGCCUUUUGCAGGCCAGUGCCCAGUCGCAUCUUAGGAAAAUAUUCUUAUGUGUUAGAUUUUUAUUGUAAAGAAAGAAUUGUUCUAACUUAACUUAUGUCAUUUUCUUAGGAAAUAUCUUAAAAUAAGUGAGAAUUGUAAAUGGAUUUCAAGGCUCUGAGGAUUUCCUUAAAAGUUUUUAUUUUCAUAGUUUUCCAUCAUUUCUGUCUAACAACACUCAGAAAAUAACCGGCUGAGAUUAGUGAAUGCAGCUACAUCGAAAAAUGAUUAAAAACGAUAAAAACGAUGGCCAAAACUCUGAUAAUAAAACCAGUUUAUUCCUUAAAUUCAAACUUCCUUUAACAGAAAAAUAGACAAAUACUUUUAAGGUACCUGUUCUUAUUAUUAAACAAGAUGUAAAAAAAAAAAUGUUUCGUAUCAGGUAUAAUCCAGUGGGGGCUUUAUUAUUUUCUGUUUGUUUGUUUUUCUUCAGACUGGAUGAUACUUCUGAGUCUUCUUUUAUCAAUAUCUUCUGUUUUUGGACUCUUUAGUCCGGUCUAGCCUUUUGAUUGUUUUUACUGUUUUGUAUGAAUAUAUUAAUUUAAUUUCAUGCCUUCAACCACAGAAUAUUGCCUACGUUCUCUUACUAAAUCAUUGAAGGACACUUUGUCUUUUUAAGGUGCACACUGUUAAUUUAACAGCAGGAAAAAGUUUUGAGAUUUGAGAAAUCACUCAAUAUUUUAACUCACAAAUCUGUUUGAGAUUUUCUUGCAAGUCUCUGAAAGGAAUUGGUCUACAUUAUGGGAAAUAUGCUUAUUUGCUUUCUCCCCCAGAGUUCGGUGAAAAGAUUAAUCACACGUCUGUUCAAUAAAUAUGAAUUUAGAACCACACAGCAGCACCUCUAAGGCUCACUAAUUAACGCUUUAUAUUUUGUUUGUUAAAUCCAUACAAAACAACAAAGUGUAAAAAAGACGUGAUUUCACAGCACAGGAGUCCCUGCAGCUGCAGCUGAGGAUUAUUUUCUCCAUUGAUUAUGUGUUUGGUCUUUUAAAUGUCAGACGAUAGUGAAAAAUGUUGUCCAGCACGAUUUCUUCAGAUGUCUUGUUUUGUCCUUCCAACAGUCCAAACCCCAGAGACAUUCAGUUUAAUAUGAUAAAAAAAACAAACAAACAGAAAAGCAGGAAACCUUCAUAUUUGAGAAGCUGAAAUAAUGUUAUAAUUAAUGAGCCUUAGAGGUGCUGGGAGAUGGAUUUCGUCACCUUUGAACAGAGCCAGGCUGUUUCUACUUAUUUUAAGUCUUCAUGCUAAGCUAAGCUAACAGCUACAGGCUGUAGUUUCACUUUCAGAGUACAAACAUAAGGACAUAAACUUUUGCUGUAACUGGGCACUGGCUCCAACCAGACAUGCAGCUCUGUGUCCACUCAGGGUCUUUAGAAGAAAAAAUGCAGUGUCGGUUCUUAACCUGUAGCACAGAUGGACCCGGGGACCGCCCCCGACACACAUACACACACACACACCUUUACAGGUGCAUGCCAGAGAAACUCUAACCAUGAACAUGACGGUGACACCAAGUCGCCUUUUACAUUCCAUCGUUGCAUUGAGAUUUGACCGAAUGUUGUAGUAAUAAUAAAAAGGUUGUGAUACUGUCAUUGCUCACUUUAUUUUACUGGUUUUGUAUUUUUCAGCUAAUUUCCUAGAAACUUUUUUCAUCACUUCCUAAAAAUUACCUGGUAUUUAGCUGUAAUUUAAAAGGAUAUCACACAAACUAAUUAUGAAGGAAACGGGCAAAGGGUUAUUUGGUACAGUUAUCAGCUUAUGAAAUUAUGUUUUAUUAUUUGAUUUAUUAUUUUAUGUUUUUUAUAUACAUUCAAAAUUGAUACCAAACUUCAUAAAACUCCUUUGGUAAUUAUUAGUCCUUGUGAUUAAAGACAGUGUCUGUCAUUACUUUUAACCAUUCAGCAAAAAAGGCUUUGUCUGACUCCUCCAGUGGUGGAGAACAAGCCCAGAUUUCUGUGAGGGUUUACCUGGUGGCAGGUGAGUCCUGUCUCCUUAUAAGCACAGCUGGGCAGUGGUAUCUACAACUGCUCUUAAGUACUGAUGACCGCUUGUUUCCAAAAACGAGAAACAAAAGAACAAUCUCAUGUUAUAUAAAGAAAAGCACCUGCUUCCUUUCAACACCUACAGUAGUUAUUCGCAUCUGAUUCAGAUGAUCAGUCCCAUUUUUUAAGUUUAACAGCUGUGUAGUUUCUUUCGGAAAUUAUAUUUAGAAACAUAUUUCCGUCUAAUUUCCAUCGACUGGACCUGUGAAAUGAAAUGACUGUGUGACACAAGAAUUAAGAAUUGUUGUUGCUCAAAGGAAGCUAAAAUGGAUAUUAACGUCUGUUUGUGAACCAUUUUUCAGGACCAAAUUUCAUGGGCCUUUCUUGAAAACAUCCUUGAAAUUUAUGGCUAAAUACCAGCAAAGUUUUAUAAAAUCAUGAGGAAAGUUUCCAGUUGGAAAUAGUUGGAAAACAAAAGACCUGUAAAGUAAAGUGUUAUGUGAUUUUUUUGUAACAGUGCUGUCUGAAUCCACCUUAACCAAAAUUCAUUUUAUUCAGACCAGAUCAUUCAUGUAAGAUUGGACACUUACGUGUUUGAAAUAUCCUCAAAAUGUAAAGUGCUUGUUUCUGCGACUGUGAUUUUGUUUGUCCAGUCUGUUAUAAUGUGUGUCUCUUUUCUAUCAGGGACUUAUCCCAGCAGCCUUCUUAAGAAAAAAAAAAGAGAGCAGUAAUAAAACAGAUAAAUUAAUGUUGCUCUCAGAACUUAAAUUUAAAUAAAGUGCGGCCACUCGCUGAGCCAAACGCCUCAAACACUUCAGAUGAUUUGCAUCGCAGUAUCUCAGAUGAAGGAGCUGAGGCUGCAGGCGCUCGCACCAGAUGAUUAUGAGCGAUGUCAAAGCCGAUCAGCACUGCACUGAGCGAAGAUGAGCUAAUAAUAUCCAAGUCAACUCAUUUCUGUCUCUGUGCGGAGCCACAUCAGCACAUGUGCUCAGCAGCUACACUACAGUGUACAUGACUGGAUGCACGUGGCUGUCGAAGCCUUUCAGAAUAAAGAGAGUUGAAGGAGGGAAAUGUCGACGUGUAAGGAUUUCUGAUCUUUAACCUGAUUACACUCAGAGGGGAAAAAAUCAUUAGCUAAUUUGAUGCAGCGUUUGUUUGUUUUUUUGAGCGGGGGCCUCAUAUGUAAAUUGUUUGUGGGUUUACAACAAAAAAUCGAAUAAAAUGGUUGAAUUCCUCGUAUUAAAAGAUGUGCAUAUGAAAGAGCAUGACAGCCAGACACAGUAAGGCACAGUUGGUGGUUAAAAUGCUUCUCAUGCAUACUAACUAUCAUUAGUUCAUGUUAAAGGACAAAAGACUCUUGAGUCUUUGGGAAAAUCUCUGCUGUCUGUAGCAGGAUGUUUAGGAACAAAAGGUUAACGUGUUGUCUGUGUUUAAGUCUGCACAAAUCAGUGCUGUGACUCUGAAUAUAUGUUGAAAAAUAACUACAGAAAAUGAUCUAAAAACGCAGCUUUUAUAUUUUUCAGACACUUCAACCAAAAUGCCCCAGUGACGCUGUGGAGUCACAGUACUUUGUUAAAGAUGGGGAACGUUUCAGUCCAUGGACACAUGAUGGAUGGGCUGUACUUGUCAGCAGUAUACAGUAUAAUACAACUUCUUCUGUAUGGAUACACUCUGUCAACUCUGUCUAAACCACAUACUAAUUACUGGAAAUAAAUCCUUAUUUAUGUGCUGCACUGCUGUUUAAAAUGUGGGUAAUACAGUGCUUCACAAUAAGUUAAGUGGGUUAGAAAUACACAGGAGAAGUCAGAACUGAAUAGAGGCAACAACAUCUAAAACGUAAAUAAAAUAAAAAUAAAACUCAAAGUAAAUUACUGAUCAAUAGCAAACAAACAGUGGUUCCUAACAUGUGGGUCAGGACCCCAGAAGUGGUCACAGGAUUAAUUUAGGGCUCUUGAGAUAAUUCAGUUUUACAAAUCAAAGAUUGUUUACAGGUCUUAGGGAGCACUACUCCUCGACCACAUGUCACAUCUUUUGUAUUUAACUCAUGUGGAAACAGACAACAAGACACUGCCGUUUAACAAGCAAGCACCCCUUCAAUUUUACUGACCAUACAGCAGUGAGCUUAGCCUCAGAGCCUGCACACAGCUCUCCUGAAGCCCAGACCUCAGAGGCUCAGUUAUGAGAGGUGGUUCCCGAAUGUGCGAGUACCUGUGGUUAACUUUUGCCACAUCAGCGAGCCAAGAACGGCCACUAAAUUUGAAUAAGACAGUAAGAAAGAGGGGAAGAAAUCAAUCCCAUCACUUGAGAACCUGCCCAUUAAUUCCUUUUCUUCUUCGUAAGGCAAACUAUAAAAGUAAAGCUAAAGGCUGAAUAUCGCAUUAGUUAAGAUUUACAGAGGCAAUAACUGUUCGCCAGGGAAGAGAAUAAAAGCACUUAUCUUAAUGGUGACAGGUGUGGGACUGGAAGGUCACUGGUUUAUUUAACUGGUCCAGCUGGGAGAGAAAAUCAUGGCCAGUCACAGAUCCCUCCGUUAAAUGUCAGCAUGGCAACCUCAUCUGUUCUGUGAAGUGAGACGAAAAUCAAUAAAAAGGCUUCAUACAGAACAAUUUGUAUUUGAUUUGGGCUUCAGAAGUCACACCUUUUACAGUGGGGUCUGGCUGAAAGCGUUGACCCCACUGAAUAAAGUAAAUUAUAGACAGCCUUGGGUGCUUCCUAUGGGACAUUUUAAAACCAGUCUUUAGGAAGCAGCUGAGCAAAAAUCAUGUUAAAAUAUUUAUAUCAAGUACAUUAGGCUAUACUCAGCUUCUCUCUGUGUGGUUGAGAAGCUGCUAAACCAUAAAUGUGAUGAACAUUUUUGCUGGCAGCUAAGCAGCUGGUCGACUGAGACGCUGUCUGAACAUCUGAUUUACUGAAACACAAUGAGCAACAACUAAUGUGUGUGUGUGUGUGUGUGUUAAAUCUAUUCAGUGGCGACAUAAUUUCAAGAACAAUAGCGUAUGGGGGGUUGUGCAACAAUUUCUUCACUCUGUCUCAGAAGCUUUCACAUGCUAGAUGAUCUCUAAAUGUCAAAAUCUCUUCACCACAGUCGGGAUUUAGCCGUGACCCAUGAAGCCAGCCACUAAAAGCAAAACGCAGCUGCUUCUCUCACUUGAAUCCAUCUUUUUUUGGGACUUUUUUUUUUCUUUGGGCCUGUCACGUUUGUUAACGUAAACUUUAAAGCUCCGUUCUUUUAGCCAUGACAGUGGUGUGGCUGUGGGGAUGACAACAUGUCUGAAAAUUUAAAUAUCUCAGGAACCACACUGACCACAAACCUGCAGACAAUUACCACCAAACUCUUUUUUAGCUCAUUCCUUGCUUUUGCAUACAGCAAAUUUACCGUAUUGCAUUAACCAGCUGAUUUCAUCAAUGCACGCUCUGUUAAACCCACCGCCACAAGGCAGUUAGCGACUAGCUGAGGAAGUAAACACUGUUUCUUAAGAGCCAUUUUUUAAAAAUUGGGUCAAGAACUGGUUCCAAACCAGCACCAAAAAGAGACUGUACAGUAUACUGGAGUUGUAUUUGUUGAGUGAACAGAGACAUGACAUAAAAUUAAUUCCAGUGUUGCUCUGUGUGUAGUAGGGGUGUAAAUAAGGAACUGUUUACAAACACUUUAGCCAAAGGGCAGUAUUAUGUAAGUACUGUGUCUGUCAGCUUGUUGUGGAUCUCAGAGGUGUGCAGCUGAAAACUAGCAGCAGCUGUGAUGUAAUAGUAUAUGAGCUUUAAUAAUAUGCAGUCAGAUCUGGCAGUUUUGUGUAGAAGAUUUAUAAAAUUUAGAUAAGCAGAGUCAAAAAUGCUGCUUUGAACAGGCAGACGCAGCGUCGGUUUUAUGGGGAACUGAGGGCGGUGAGUGAGCUGCUCAGAAUGAAAGCACAGUGGCAGGUCCUAAAUGAAAGGUAGCUCCAUCAGCUACAGUAAUUAAUUAAUCAUUUAAUAGUUAAUUAAAAGGCAGCACAGUUACUCAGUGGUUAUUACAGUUGCCUCACAGUAAGCACAGGAGCAAGUUGCUCAUUCUCACUCUGUUAACAUGAUGUUUCCUCCCUCAGUAUUAAAAUAUCAGAUGACUGGUAAACUCCUUAUUGCCUAUAGGUGUAUAUAAAUACGUUUGACUAUUUAUAUACAUAGUAGCAUACAGCAUUAAAAAUUUGAAAUUUUCUAAUGCUUUAAUUUUGAGAGCUAGAGAUUCAGUCCUUGUACUUUGGUGCUCCUGUGCUUGUAGCAUAGGUGUUAGCAUGCUGCUUUGGUUCAUUCAUAUGUUCUCAUCCCUUAUCAGGUGCUAACUAAAGGUUUUGCCCCCAAAAACUUGUUGUGUAUCUUGAAUGGUCCUGGUCAGCAGCUUCUUGUAUAAAAACUUUCUGGUAUAAAUCACAAAUUAUCAUGGAAUUAAUAUAUAUAUAUAAACAAUUCAGGGCACAAACACUGUUUAUGUAUGAGGCCUUUGUUGUGUAAAACAUGAUCAAUCUGAAGGCUGUGAUGGAAAUUUCCUAAAUGUCUUGUAUCUGCGGUCUAUACUUUUUCUCUGACCUUAAUUAAUCCCUUUAAAAGGUUAAAUGGAGGCUGCUGGGAAGGUUCUUCUGCAUGCUAAGCUUUGUAUAAGCAAUCUACUAAUAUGAUCAUACUGACAUAUUAUCGGGGAAGGCGUUUGGUGGGAAAACAUCUCUUCUUCCCACAGUUUGUGUCCUGCCAACACUGCAACAUUCAAGUGACCUUAAACAUGUUUACAUGUGAAAUUAUUUCCAUUUGCUUCCAGACGUCAAUAAAAUG